UAAGGCCGCUGUUCUGUCAGCCGCUAUUAUAUAUAGUUGGUUCAUUAUAGUGCAGACAUUAGUGUGCCGCGCGAUAACCGAAGAGGAUCAUCGUUGAUAUCAUAAUUCGUUUUUAUCGAAAUUAACGUUUCGCGUUAUAAACUUCCUCACGAUCACCUUGUCUUAGUUUUCAAUCAACUAGUUUUCCCCAACUACAUUGACCAAGAGUAAGGUCUUCAAAAUGGUAUUCAGACCAAAAGUAUAUGUUAUUGGCGUCGGUAUGACGAAAUUUGAAAAGCCAGGAAGGCGAGAUGACUUCGAUUACCCACAAAUGGCUAAGGAAGCAGUAAUAAAAGCUUUAUCCGAUGCCAAGGUUUCUUAUGCAGAAAUCAAAGCAUCAGCUGUUGGUUGGGUUUACGGAGACUCAACUUCUGGUCAGCGAGCUCUUUACGAAGUUGGACUCAGUGGCUGUCCAAUUUACAACGUGAACAAUAACUGUUCUACUGGUUCAACUGCUCUCAUGGUCGCUAAACAGAUUGUUGAAGCUGGAAAUGGAGACUGUGUAUUAGCUCUUGGUUUUGAAAAAAUGGAACGUGGCUCUCUUGGUAGCAAAUUUCAUGACAGAACUAAUCCUAUGGAUAAACAUGUUGAGCUAAUGGCUGAAUUGGCUGGAAUCAAUGAAAGUCCAAUAACUGCUCAGAUGUUUGGUAACGCUGGACUGGAGCACAUGAAAAAAUAUGGCACAAAAGCAGAGCACUUUGCUAAGAUUGCGUACAAAAAUCAUUUACAUUCUACCAACAAUCCAUAUUCACAAUUUCAAGAGAAAUACACUCUGGAAGAGAUCAUGAAGUCUCCAACAAUCUUUGGGCCAUUAACCAAGUUGCAAUGCUGUCCCACAUCAGAUGGUGCAGCUGCAGUUGUUCUUGCCAACGAGGAAUUUGUUAAAAGGCAUGGACUGGAAAAACAGGCUGUAGAAAUCGUUGGCAUGGAAAUGUCAACGGAUACACCAUCAACUUUUUCUGAUAGGAGUUGUAUGAAAGUUGUUGGGUACGACAUGACGAAACAUGCGGCGGAAAAGCUAUUCACCAACACCAACUACCGGCCGAUGGAUGUUGACGUGGUGGAACUUCAUGACUGUUUUUCAGCCAAUGAACUCAUCACGUACGAAGCGUUGGGUCUUUGUGCCCCGGGGAAAGCCGGUGAACUCAUUGACUCUGGCAACAACACGUAUGGCGGCAAGUACGUGAUUAACCCAAGUGGUGGACUCAUCUCGAAGGGUCAUCCACUUGGCGCUACGGGACUCGCUCAAUGCAGCGAACUUGUCUGGCAGCUUAGGGGUCAGGCUGGCAAGAGACAAGUACCAAAUGCCAAAUUAGCCUUACAGCACAACAUCGGUUUAGGAGGAGCCGUAGUGGUAGCGCUCUACCGUUUGGGUUUCCCUCAAUUACAAUCCGGAAUAAUCCAGCGCAACAAUGUAGCAGCUAAAAAACAAGAAAUCGCAAGUAGCCCAGAUGGAUUCAAAGCCAAUGUUCUUUUCAAAGCAUUAGAAAUUGCCAUGGCUGAAGAUGAAGAUGGUUUGAUCGACAGAGUUCGCGGUAUCUAUGGAUUCAAAGUAAUCAACGGACCAGGCGGUGCAAUGGGCUACUGGGUUGUAAAUGCCAAAGUAGGCAAGGGAAGCGUCGAAUACAAUAGCAAAACUAAACCUGAUGUGACUUUUACCAUCAGUGACACAGAUGUCGUCGAUUUCAUAUCUGGUAAACUCAAUCCACAAAAAGCAUUUUUCCAGGGUAAAGUUAAGAUUCAAGGUAACAUGGGUCUUGCCAUGAAAUUACCUGAUUUGCAGAAAAGAGCUGCUAAGAAAAUUGAACUCAUCCGAGCGAAAUUGUAAGAUGUCGAUGGAUUUUAUUUCUGGGAUGGGAUAAAUUUUUCUUUUUUGUAUAUUUCGUAGCGUUUAGACAGUGCGCGGGUGUAUUCGUUUAUAUAUGACACAGACACAUAUAAUAAAGCUAUUUUGUAUACUAUUUUUUCAGACUGCGUGGUCAUUCUAUAUGCCUGGAUAUUUGGGCGUAGUUGUUAUUGUUUAUGUAAAAUUGUAAUGACUGUUAAGCGUAUACUAUCGAGCAGAUGGAUUUUUAAUAAAAAGUUUACAUAAAUUUUUAAU
Molecule: messenger RNA, 2140 nt
Organism: Phymastichus coffea
Lineage: Eukaryota; Metazoa; Arthropoda; Insecta; Hymenoptera; Eulophidae
Gene: ScpX
Product: sterol carrier protein 2
Exons: 5
Coding region: 221-1867 (548 amino acids)
Molecular function (GO): acyltransferase activity, transferring groups other than amino-acyl groups
Source: RefSeq, a predicted model, not a curated record